This is a messenger RNA of Hyaloscypha bicolor E, 915 nucleotides long. RefSeq lists its product as uncharacterized. Gene Ontology annotation, molecular function: carboxy-lyase activity; thiamine pyrophosphate binding. Lineage: Eukaryota; Fungi; Ascomycota; Leotiomycetes; Helotiales; Hyaloscyphaceae. The transcript has a single exon. The coding region runs from base 54 to 485 and encodes 143 amino acids. The record is from RefSeq and is a predicted model, not a curated record.
GAAAUUUCUACGAACAGUCAAGCAAUAGCUGGUACAUAUUUAUGGGCGAAUAUAUGGCACAUUCAACCUUCACUGUCGGCAACUACCUCGCUGAGAGGCUAGUACAAAUCGGUAUCCGCCACCACUUCGUCGUCCCCGGCGACUACAACCUCAUCCUCCUCGACAAGCUGGGUGGUAAACUCGACCUCUUCGGAAAACCCGCCCUCAUUGAAGUCGGCUGUGCUAAUGAGCUCAACUGCUCCAUGGCCGCCGAAGGCUACGCGCAAGCCAAUAGCGCUGCCGCCUGCGUCGUAACCUACAGCGUCGGCGCCCUCUCAGCGUUCAAUAGCACCGGGUCUGCCUACGCUGAGAACCUUCCUCUAAUCCUCCUUAGCGGAUUACCAAUACUAAUAAUACAGGCCAAUUCCAUCUCCUGUACUAUAUACUCGGGACGAGCAAUUUCACAUAUUAGCUCGAGAUGGCGAAGAAGAUCACCUGCUAUAUAGUAGCCGUUGACAGAGCCUCAGACGUAUCCCGUUUAAUUAACCGCGCAAUCCGCACUACACUCCUCUCCAAGAAACCAGUAUAUAUUGAGAUCCCUACUAACCUAGCCGGAGCACCCUGCAUGCGUCCGGGACCCAUCAGCGCUGUUAUCGACCUGGCACCUACUAAUCCCGCGGUGCUUGCCGUAAUAAUCGGCAAAGCAGCCUCCUACUUGUACGGAAAACUCAAGCCUGCGAUUCUCGUGGGCCCGAAACUUCGGCAUGCAGGUCCUGAGGCUAAAAAAGCGUUACUAAAGCUUGCGGAGGCGAUAGGAUAUAUAAUUGCCGUAUAACCUGCUACUAAGGGUAUAUUUCCGGAAAAGUAUCCGUAGUAUAUAGAUAUAUUUUGGGGAUAAGUUAGUAUACUUGCUACAGAUUCGAUUAUUAACUGGGC